UCUCCAUAGCGACGACACCCCGGAAAUACACCAUAGCCUGGUGAUCAGCUUACGGUAUGUUCAUCUGCCGCUUUGUUUAUUAGUCAAGAAAAAACUCAUAACCGCAGAGUUUGUUUGUUUGUUUGUUUAUCAUUUCAGCCAGUAAAAAUGUCGGAUCCCGAGGAUGCGCUGGAGUUAGAGCAGACAGACAGCACGAAGGACAAGAAGAAGAAGAAGAAGAAGAAGAAGAAGGAAGCAAAACGAAGCGGGAAGAAGAAGAAGGAGAAGGAAGAACAAGAGCAACAGGUGGUGGAGGAAGAAGAGGAGCAGAGUGAGUGUGUUGUGCUACGUGGGAUCUUCAAACUGGGGAAGAAGAGUCACGAUGUCUUGCUCACCCGAACCAGACUGACCUGGACCCCCAUCACCCCUGAGACCCCCUCAGCUGAGGCGUGCGUGCUACAGCCAGGCGUGGUGCUACUGCAGGACGUGUUUGCGGUGAAGGUGAAGCGCCGGCGAGCCGCGGGCCAGCAGUCGGGAGGAGCUGUGCUCGGCGUGGCUCUGUUCUGCUGCAGGAGGAGAGGGAGCAGACUGAAGGAGGACACACUGCACCUCCACAACGCCUCCGCAGAACACACAAACACCUGGUACAACACCCUGAAGGAGCUACUCGCAGGGUUCAGCAGUCGUCCCAGGUAUCUAAAGGUGUUCAUCAACCCCAGCAGCCACAAGAAGGAGGCCGUUCACAUCUACAGAGAACAUGUGGCUCCGCUCUUCAAGAUGGCUGAUGUCCGCACUGACAUCACCGUGACAGAGAGGAAGGGUCAUGCUCUCUCAGUGAUGAAGGAAUGCAAGCUGGAUGAAUAUAAUGGGGUGGUGUGUGUUGGUGGGGACGGUUCGGUGGCGGAGCUGUGUCACGCUCUUGUCUUCAGGGCUCAGCUGGAUGCUGAUUAUCCAAGGAAACCAGUGAAACCAGUGCUGCCACUUGGAAUCAUUCCUGCUGGUUCUACAGAUGUGGUUUCCUGUUCUGUUCAUGGAGUCAGAGAUCCAGUCACUGCAGCUCUGCACAUUGUCCUUGGUCACCUGCAGCAGGUGGACAUGUGCAGCUUCUCGUCUCUCGGCCAGUUGGUGCGUUUCGGUUUCUCUGCCAUGUUUGGCUUUGGUGGGCAGAGCUUAGCACGGGCAGAGAAGAAGAGGUGGAUGCCGUCAUCGCGGCGACGAGAGUACGCUCUGGUGAAGACACUGGCUAGGUUGAGACCAGAGGACUGUCAGCUGUCUUUUAUACCAGUGAAUAAGUCAAACAGAGACCAGGAACAGGACCCAGAGUCAGAAGGGGAGUCCUGGACGACCAAUCAGGGCCUGUAUCUGAGCAUCAGCAUCAUGUCCAUCCCCUGUCUGAGUCCACACGCACCUCAAGGACUGGCUCCCAACACCAGGUUGGCAAAUGGGAGCGCAGCAUUGAUCGCAGUAGGAAACACUUCCAGGUCAGAGUUCAUCAAACACCUGAAGAGAUACAGCAGCUCUAGUGGACAGUUCAGCUUCCCCUUCGUGGAGACUCACACUGUGUCUGCGGUGAGGAUUCGCCCACGGUCGAUGAUUGGCUGGUCAGAGGAGGAGAGCGAGGAAGAGGCUGACUCCAAAUCCUCGCCCAUCAUCCAAUCAGAGGGGGCGGCCUUCCCCUGGAACAUCGACGGAGAGCUGGUGGAGAUCGCAAACGAGGUGCUCGUCAGGGUCCACCCACAGCUCAUCACUCUGUACGGGGAGGAGGUGGACGAGGCGGAGUCGACCGUCUCCUGCAGCUGCAUCUGAGUCCAGCAGAAAAACUCAGCGCCCUCUCUAGGUCGUUAGUCUUUCUAUGGCGAUGUGAGCUAAUGAAGAGGUUUCAUUCAAAGUAGCAAGAACACAAAAAUAGCUUCCUGUUCAUGACACCUACGUUUAAGCUGCAUUAAUUGAUACACUGCUCAAAAAAAUACAGGUAAGACUUAAACAACACAAUGUAACUCAAAGUCAAUCACACUCCUGUGAAAUCAAACUGUCCACUUAGGAAGCAACACUGAUUGAC
Micropterus salmoides (largemouth bass) is the source of this 2038-nucleotide messenger RNA. It is a transcript of the gene cerkl, whose product is annotated as ceramide kinase-like. Bases 148 to 1785 code for a protein of 545 amino acids. NCBI's taxonomy places the organism in Eukaryota, Metazoa, Chordata, Actinopteri, Centrarchiformes, Centrarchidae. The record is from RefSeq and is a predicted model, not a curated record. The transcript is spliced from 14 exons. Gene Ontology annotation, molecular function: kinase activity.